Molecule: messenger RNA, 2200 nt
Organism: Styela clava
Lineage: Eukaryota; Metazoa; Chordata; Ascidiacea; Stolidobranchia; Styelidae
Product: rho guanine nucleotide exchange factor 26-like
Biological process (GO): activation of GTPase activity
Molecular function (GO): protein binding; guanyl-nucleotide exchange factor activity
Source: RefSeq, a predicted model, not a curated record
UGAGAGAGAGCCGAGUUUAUGGACAAAUGCAAAUCCUAUGUUCUACUUAGGAGACAUAAACUAUAAUGUAAUAAUUAUUUCGACAUAUAUACCUUUAAAGUUAUCUUAUUAUAAUUAUUGAACUAUUAUUAUCUAUUAAUCUACUGAUCAUCGUCGGAUUUAAAAUCUAACAAGGGCAAAAUGGAAGUUGAAGAUGGUGAAAAUAGUGAUGCUUUUGAUGACUUCGCAAUACAAGUAAACAGAAACAAUAAUGAUGAAAAUAAAGUAUUUACAAGAUUUCGGAACAAUUCUUACUAUAAAGCCGUUGGAUCUUCUGAAACCGGCGUAAGAAGAAACUUUGCUGUUCGAAAGCGAGCAGACGACGAAGGAGUUCGAGCUCGUGCUUUGUUAUAUCAACAGUAUACUGAAAGAGGACUUGAUGACGACAUGGAGGAUGACGAACAAGACACUUCAAUGUCUUCGUCACCAGCAUCUCUUCAACCAAACAAUAAAAACCAUACAAGACCUUUGUGGUGCAACCUUCCCUCAGUUCGAAACAGUGGAAUAUUGCUCACAAUAUCGCCGAAAGAAAGAAAAAGGCAAGAGGCCAUGUAUGAGCUCUACACAUCUGAACAAUCGUACCUUCGCAGUUUGAACAUAUUGCACAACGUUUUUAUGAAAUCCGACCAACUUCGAGCCACAACAAUAGGCACUGAUUAUCAUCAUCUUUUCAGCAACAUGCAAGAAGUCUUGAAUUGCAGCAAAAAUUUUCUUUCAGAUUUAGAUCGUCGAAUUCGGAGAAGUCCAGAUACGAUAGAAGAUUUAUGUGAUAUUAUUACGUUACAUGUGGCUGAGAAGAAAUUUAAUCCGUAUAUUACCUACUGUUCAAAUGAAGUUUACCAACAGAGGGUAUUUCAAAAACUUCUUUUGCAAAACCCCGAUUUCGUGCAAGCUAUGAAAACUGCUGAAGCAAAUCCAAGUUGUAUGAAUUUACCACUACACUCAUUUUUGUUAUUACCUAUGCAAAGAAUAACUCGACUUCCAUUGCUUGUCGACAUGAUAAGGCAACGAUGUGAUAUCACAUGUGCGCAUUACGAAACUGCAUCAAAUGCAUUACGAGAAACAAGUCGACUUGUUAAAGUUUGCAAUGAAACGGCCAAUCAAUUGCAAAGAACAGAAGAUAUGAUAGCAUUACAAAGACAACUAGAAUUCAAGACCAGGUCAUUUGCACUCAUAUCUCCAUCUCGUUUUCUUUUGAAAAGAGGAUUGUUGAUAAAACUAACUGAUGAAACUGUUCUUGGAUUUCGAAAGUUGACUAAACAAAAAUGUCACGUUUUUCUGUUUUCUGACGUCAUCAUUAUUGCAAAUAAGAAAGGUGAUGAAAAAUACACUGUGAACGACUUCUGUUAUCGACAUCGAUUGAAAUUGAUCGAAACAGACGACGAAGAAAAUGCAUUUCAACUUGUUCUAGAAAGAAAUCAAGAUGGUAAACGAGUUGGGUUAAGAUUACAAGCUGACUGUCCCAGUACAUGUGCAAGGUGGAUUACUUGUCUCAGGAUCGUGACAAAGAAGGAACCAAAAUUAGGACAAAGUCAUAUUCAGGUCAAAAUAACUCGACUGUUUCACGCUGAAGAUACAGACUGCAUAUCGUUGCAACCGGCAGAUGUAUUAUGUGUAUUGCAAUAUACUACGGAUGGUUGGUAUUAUGGAGAAAGAUUGAUUGACGGAAGACGAGGUUGGUUUCCUUCUUCACACGCCAAAGAGAUUUUAAAUGAAAAAAUGCGCGAAAAGAACAUAGAAAGAAGUACAAGAAUAAUGGGCAUUGAGACUCAAAUAUAGUCCUGCAGCUUCUGGAUCGGGAAUAGCGAGAAUGAGGUUCGUGCAGCAUAAACGAGAAGUAACGAGACACUGCAAUCAACACCGUUGCUGUUAGAAGUCAUAGACAGCCAGCAAUACAUUUUUGAUUGCAACAUUCCUCUCUGGCACAAUUUCACCACGAGGCCGCUUCGAUUAAUUAUUGAUAGCGUAACUAGCAAUCUAUCUGCAAAAUAAUAUUCUACAUACAUUUGAAAAAAAAAGAGAUUUUUAAACGCUGUUUUCAUAAGAUGAUCAUAGUUUUUUUAAUUUUAUUUUUGAGUUUUAAUAAUUUAAACAUGUAUAUAUAUACGAAGCAAAUAUAUGAACGUUGAUGCUUUGUUGAAUAAUCAUAAUUAACUUAUAG